Molecule: messenger RNA, 1726 nt
Organism: Choloepus didactylus (southern two-toed sloth)
Lineage: Eukaryota; Metazoa; Chordata; Mammalia; Pilosa; Megalonychidae
Gene: TARM1
Product: T cell-interacting, activating receptor on myeloid cells 1
Exons: 11
Coding region: 85-1014 (309 amino acids)
Cellular component (GO): plasma membrane
Source: RefSeq, a predicted model, not a curated record
GGAUGAGGCUGUGGCUGCUCCAUCUGUUGAUCCUUUGUGGACUUCAAAACUGAUGAAGGACCUUGCACAGGCUGAGGUGCGGCCAUGAUUAAAGAACUGCUUUCCCUCCUCUGCAUCGGGCUGUGUGCUGGACAAGGGGACAGAAGAGGUGUGCUACUUCCCAAACCCUUCCUCAGCGCCUGGCCCAGCACAGUGGUACCUCCCCAGAGUAAAGUGACGCUGCGAUGCUUGUCUUCUAUCAACGAUGUCAGCUUUAGUCUUAGACGGGGAGAAAUUCUCUUGGAGAGCCUCCUGCCUUCUCAUUCUACAGAGAGCUGGACCAAAUUCCCCCUGAGUGACCUGCAACAACAUGACACUGGGGAGUAUACCUGUGAAUACUACUUUAAAGGGGCCCCAUUUAUAAGGUCAGAGCCCAGCAAUGCCCUUGUCCUCGUGGUGACAGGAGCUUUACCCAAACCUUCCCUCCAAUCCCACCAAAAGGGUAAGGUGGCUGCUGGAGAAGACGUGACUCUGUGGUGCGAGAAGCCAUUCAACUCGACUGAAUUUAUGAUAUUCGCUCUAAUGAGGGCAGGACAUCCAACACCCAUACAGCUCCAGGGAGCAGAAGAGAGCACUGGGGAGUUCCUCCUUCAGACCAUGACAGUCAGUGACACUGGGAACUACAGCUGUGUGUACUACCAGGCAAACACUUCUUUCUUGGCCUCCCACCCCAGUGACUGGCUUGAGAUCCUGGUGACAGAUCCAUGUGAAGGAUGUUCAACGUUCUCUCCAGAGACAGAUCAAGCUGAAGUGACAAAGUCUCCCCGGACAGCAGGUACAAGUCUAGAGCCCACCGGAAUCAUCCUUAUCGUCAUCUUCAUCUUAGUCAUCCUCCUUUCCUUCGCCUUCAUCUGCAAAUACAGCCCAUGUGAGGCAGCUUCUGAUAAGACGGCCAGAAGUUCCAACUCUUCCAAAGGACCUGAAGAAGCAGUGUCAGAUACUCCUACAGCGAUAAAGAGUGGCUCCCCCGCCUAGGCUGAAGAAUCUCAGCUUCAAGAACUUCAGCCCUAAGCGAGGGCCCUUCAGGCCUUAGGAAGCAGCCUCUAGAGGCCUCUGUGCACCUGGACUGAGGUGUGGCCUGGAGUAGGUUGGAGCCCAGGAAGCAAGAACUUAACUACAAGGGAAUGGAGACGGGAUAGCGUUCCCUCUAGGAACUAGGCACAUGAGUACCCCUUUCCCCAAAUUCUCAAUGAAGAUGUGCUUCCUUCUUCAAAUGAUUAUACUUAUUUUUAAAAAGAGUUAUCAUUUACCUAGGUUAAAAUGCACAAGUCUUAAGCAUACAUUUCAGUGCUUUUCUUUUUUAAUACACAUAUCCCACGGUGUAACCACCACUGAGAUCAAAAUAUAGAAUGUUUCCAACAUUCCAGAAAAUUCCCUCGGGAUCCCCUCCAGGCAAUUGCAACUUCUCCAGAGAUAAACUUCAUCUUCUGACUUUUAUCAUCAUGGAUAGUUUUGCCAAUUCUUGAACUUCAUAUAAGUAGAAUUACAAUGUGUGUUCUUUUGUGUCUGGCUUCUUUCAUUCAACAUGUUGUUUAUGCGAUUUAUCCCUGAUGUUGCAUACGCUGGUAUUUUCUUCCUUUUUAAUGCUGAGUGUCAGUCCAUUCUUUGAUUAUACCAUGAUUUGUUUAUCCCAUUGUUGGACAUUUGGAAUGUUUCCAGUUUUGGGUUUUUAUGAAUAAAGCUGGCA